Penaeus vannamei (Pacific white shrimp) is the source of this 3301-nucleotide messenger RNA. NCBI's taxonomy places the organism in Eukaryota, Metazoa, Arthropoda, Malacostraca, Decapoda, Penaeidae. The record is from RefSeq and is a predicted model, not a curated record.
AGGUUGUAGAGGAGGUUGUUGAAGUUGAAGAUCAGGGUGAUGCUGUGCAUCGUCGCCUGAACUCCCCAUCCAGUGGCAUCCAUUUGCGUUUGGGCAGUAGAGCAAAUGAAGAGGAAGACCUGAGACACAGUAUUUUGAAACAUCGUGUUGAGCAUAGGAAUAAUGAGAGCCGUAAACGACACAAGGUUCCAGUUACAGAAAGGUUAGGAGGUGUAGCUGGUAGAGCUUUAGCAGAAACUUUAGGUGCCCAUGUUCGUAAGCCUCAGGUUAAGAGACUUGCAAGUAAAAAGGAGGUGGCUUUAAGUGAUAAAACCUUAAAAACAAUAGCUCAGAGAUUAGGGAAUCAGACAGGCUCAACAUCCAGGAGAUUAGGUCCUCCUGCAAAAGAGUCUCCAAAAAAUAAAAAUUCACCUGCAGAAAAACAAAGUGAGCGCCCAGUUGCAAGUAGGAUUGGAAUGAAGCGUGGUCAUAUUUUUGAAGACAAAGAAGAAUUUGAAGAUUCUGCCAAAGAAAGUGAAACCAGUAGAAAGAAACAGGUGCAUAAGACAGAACCCUUGGAACUUGACUUUACCAUUAAAAGUUUAGCUGAUAUCAGAGCUGAAAAACAGAAGAAAGGUUCCAUCCAAAAAGUACAAACGACAAAUGGAACCAAAAAUGGGACCAAGAAAUACAUGUCAGAAAUAAAGGAAACAAAAUUACCCAAAAAAGAAAAUGAAUUCAGAAUCAUGACAUUAGCAGAAAUUAAAGCAUCAAAGAAAAUCUCUUCUGCAAAUGAUCUGGGGUUAGAGAAACAACCAAAGAGGGCUAUUUCACCUAUAUCAUUUUCAGAAAACUCUUCAAAAAAAAUAAGAAGUAUGGAGGCAUCUCAAAUCUCCAGUGUACCAAGCCUAGAUAAGAAAGAAGGCAAGACAAUCUUAGGUACAAGAAAGAUUGCUAUAAAUAGAUCAUCAGUAAAGAUUUCAGAAACUGUCUCAGAAUCUGCCUCAGCAGAAAAAGUUUCAGAAUCCACAAAUGCAACAGUACAAUUGAAAAAAUCAUCUACAAAUAUUUCAGAUAACACAAGUUCUACAAUACAUAACAAAAACAUAACUCAUGUAAAUGCAAAAACUUCUACACCAGUUCCUGCAAAAAAACAUUCAGUUUCUAGUGAAAAGAUGCUUACAGUAAGUAGAAUGGACUCCCUGUUGGAAGAUGAGGAGGCACUAUUACUAGGAGGAGACAUGCUGGAAUUAGAUGAUGAUGAUGAGAUUGAUGAGGCAGAACUGUUACUCUGAUAUGAUACAAAAAAAAUCAUUAUCAGCUAUACAAGCUUGGACCUCCCAAAUUCAGUCAAGAUUUUGGAAGUUUAUUUGAAAUAUGAAUAUAUGACAUGAAGGUGAUUACUGAAUAUGUAGAUUUUGUAAUAAUAUUGAUAUCAGUUUGAGCAAAACAUUUUUUAUGACAGUUCUGUGUUAUGAAAUUUCAUGCCAUGUUUUCCGAGUGAAUACUUUGUUUUAUGAAAAAAGUUUCAUCAUUGUAUAAUUAAAGUUGCUAUUUCUUUUAUUUUGGUAUGUGAGCUAUAAAGAGGACAAGUUAUAUUGUCUUCAAAAAGUUUUAACAAAAUUUUCAGCAUAUAGUUGAAUAAAAAAAUUCAAAACAGCAUUCCUGAUCUUAGAUUUCUUAAACUUGUAUUUGAAUUCAUGUGUCCCAGUAAAGGGUAUUUUAAGGGUAGUCACAUUAGUUUUUAUGGAAUGAAAAUAUGGUUCAAAGCUCACUGAAACUACCUCUCAGUAAUAAUGUUCAGAGUUUCCUUUGAAUAGAAGGCAUUUUAAAGCACUGUUGUAUUUUCAUAUGUGCCAUACAUUUAGUAUAUCUAUAAAGACAAAUUGUAUGUUUUGUGUUUCAAAAACCAUCAUGUUCCUUAAGUCACCCAUUAUUAUUUGUGUUAACUUUUAUUUGUAAAGUUAAUGCUUAUACCAUCAGUAUAUGACUUUCAGGAGUUGCCCAGUUUUAUGUGGCACAUUUAGAACCAAAGCAUGGUAUCAUGUGAGAGCUGGGCAAUCACAACAAAGCACAUAUUAAUGUGCAUGCACUAAUUCUGUGCUUUGUUUUAGGUUUCAAAAAUACAGUUGCCACUCACUGAUAAUCUUUAUAUCAUGAAUAUGUCUUGUGUAAUUUUUUUUUAAAUAUAAGAUCCACAACAAAAUCUGUAUCAAGAAAACCGUUAGACAGUUUGGUUAUUAAGUACUUAGAUAAUUUACUGAACUCUUUUUCAGUUGUAGUGCUGGAAUAAUGCAAUUAAAUGUUCAUGUGGACGGAGAAAAAUGGUUUAUAUUUGCUUUCUUGUCAGUAGUUUUGUACAGGUAAGUGAAACAAGAGAAUAGUGGCUGGCUCAUCUUUCUUUAAUUUUGGAAUUAGUAACAUGUAUGGACAUUAAAUCUCCAACAAAAAUCCAGGGACUGCAGGCAUGGUGAAAAGUCCAACUCUGUCUAGCCAUUAAUUCUUAUUAGAGACAAUGCUGCAGGUUGCAUUUCCCUUGUCCACAGAUUGACCUUGGAGAUUACAUCUAACUACUGAUUUUAUCUUUUGAUUUUUCUUCUCACUCAUUUGGAACCAGUGAUUGUUCUCUAUUUUCACUGCUUGUCUGUUAACUAAAAAAAUGAAAAACCGUCUUGCUGCAAGCAUUCAAGACCAGUUCAUUCACCACAGGGAACUACAAGUAAAUAGGAGUUGAUGACUUCUUUUAUUCUGGGAUGAAAUUUGCCCAGAAUAAUCUCAUGCAUAAACUAGUUGUUUAGAUGAAGAAUACUAUAUAUUUGCACCAAUUCUUUUUAAAAAAUUGUUAACAGACCAUGUUGCAGUUACUGAUUAAGCUGAUAGGAUGUAAAAACAAAGGAUAUUACAUAUCAGUUUCAUUUUCCAUAAACUGUUUUGUCUAUUUAGGUAUUAUUUUUAAUGAAAAUGUUUUAAAAUUGUGAUGAAAUUUAAAUGCAUAUAAUUUUUUUUUAGGAAAAAUGCAUAUGUGAGUGGUAUGCAUACCUUAUUUAUAGGAAGUUCUUUGUGUAAGUAAGGCUGUUAAAUAUAAUUUGCUUAGGAAAUGAAGUCAUGAUUCUCGAUAUUUUAUAUUUUCCCAGACUUAGACUAAUGGUGGCUUUUGACAUCAUGAGGUAUCUGUGAUGCUCCUGGAAAUUGGACCUGAGAACUAUUUUUGUUGUAAUACUUUCUGCAGCACGUCCUGGACACAAGUGUUGCCAGUUUAUGGACCUGAGAACAGUCAUUGUUUACAGUAGACAUGAAAUUAGAAUAUACACUUUUAUGAUAA